This is a messenger RNA of Pocillopora meandrina, 7528 nucleotides long. The record is from the annotation of a GenBank genome assembly. Lineage: Eukaryota; Metazoa; Cnidaria; Anthozoa; Scleractinia; Pocilloporidae.
AUGCCUUUGGAUACAGUCUUAUGUCUCGACACUUCGGGAUCCAUGGGUUGGAAUAACAAUGAGGGAAUCAACCAGCUAAAAGCUGCUGCGCUCAAAUUUCUGGAAGGAGUCGAGGAAACUGCAAAGCAGGCGAAUUUGAAGGUGAGAAGUGGCGAUCCAUGGGGUUAUUGUAAAAGAACGAUUGUAUGGCUGGUAAAGAAGGAUUUGUACAUGUGAAACGUUCAUGUAAUUAAACAUACUUAAAAAAGGAAACAAAAACAAAAAACAAGCUUUCUGGUUACUGAUUAGGUUUGAUGCGUCAAACAAUAUGGUUACUUCCGUUAACCGGGACUUCCCUAACUCAAUUCCCAAAUUAAAGAACGAAAAGUAAUUCAUUAAAGAGACUAGUAACAUCCAUUGCAUCCUAGAGUUUUAAUUAAGCGAACCAGUGUCAAAAAUGGUUUAUUUCCUUUUAAGUGUCUGAAUGAGAUCUGGAAGUGAUCUCUACUGCGACCUCGAUUAAGUUUAUCGGAAAAUGGCGAGCAUGUCGCAACUUCCGGUUUUCCAGGAAUUUAUCUGAUAAGUGAUUAUAAUAGGCAACUGCUUUGUCUCAGCUUACUCCUGUUCUAACCUGUUCAUAUGAUCUAUUUGGAUUAAUUACAUUGUCGUUCUCAAAUUUUCAUCAAUGCGUAAGUUUUCAGAGAAAUAAAAAACCCGCGCUGGAAUGGAUUUGCUUCGCCAAAAUGACUUACAGUUUUGUGAAUUGAGGUCCACGUAACUUUUAUCUGAAGAAGUAAAGGCUGAGGAGACUUCUCAUUGAAAAGUGGCCGUUUUAAAAACAUGCUUCUGGAUGGAUCCUGUCAAAAUUCAAUUAAUUUCUUCUUUGCGACUAAGCAGUUAUCGUCGUUAUAGGGAGUAGAGCUAAAAUCUCUGGCUUGUGCAUUUGUCUCUCAGUGCUUUGUCUUCGAUCUUGUUUUUUUGCUCUGAGCUUGAGUUAACUUACUGUACGUAUACAAUGUAUUUUAUUUUCCGCGUUUCGAGUUUAGGUGCAUAUCUUUUUAGUUAGUAGUUUGAUUUCUUAAUCGACAUGUAUUUGCUUUUUACACUCAGGAAAAUGUUGCCAUAGUAGAGUUUGGGGCCAGGACACAAAUAUUGCAUAGUUUAUCAAACAACUAUCCAAGUCUCAAAUUGAAAAUUCGUAAGUUUCACUCCUUUCUUCGUUUGAAAUUCUAUAGAUUAGCCAUGAAUUCUACCCGAUCCUCUGUUUUAAUGAAACUAUACAUAGGUUGACAUAUAGAGGGUACCUGAGUUUUAAAAUUACGUGAAGCUAUUCUAACUAAUUUCAAGAACAUAAAUUUGAAUUUUUAACGCCUGUUUGAAUUCAGCCUUUCCAAGUUGCCUCAGGGGAAAAAGAGGUCAAGAUGUCAUGGAAUCUCAUCUUAAGAAGAUUGACAUGAUAAAAGAAAGUUCUAAUCAUAUCUCGUGAUGGGCUUGUUGUUCGUUUCCUGAGGGAUGAUUUCUUUUGUUUCAGGUGGACUUAAAGCCAAUGGAACCACCCCAAUGAAAGAUGGUUUGCUGAUGGCAUUACAGGAGAUUGGAAAAAAUGGUAAGACGAUAACUGCUGAUGAGGCGAAACUUAAUAUUGCUUCUUGACAGUAGAAACAAGAUUUUAUAUGACCUCAUCCUUUUUUUUUCCACCUCAAGAAAGAGACAAGCAUGUUUAAAGUAAUUAGCAGGCGAUUCCAUUUUGGUUACAGAGAAAUGAGUAGAUUACAUCUCAUGUCACGAAGCCAAUGAAGCAACCAAAUAUAGACAGUAAAUGUCAUUAACUGUGUCGAACACGGAAGUUAUACACGCUUUCUUGUCUUUCGGACUGUUUACUUUCUAAGGUGGUGUUGUCAAUGUCAAUGGAAGGAAGCUUUGUCCACGCAUCAUUCUCAUGACUGACGGGAAACCUACUGAUGAAAAUGGACGUGAAAAUGAACAGGCAAGACUGUAAAAGAUAAAACGGUGUCCUUUUUCCGGCAUUAAAACGAUAACGUUUGGAAUAAAAUAAACAGAAACUUAAUCCUCUUUACCAGGGAAUAAAUGGAGCUUUAAAUUCAUGCACUUUCGGCUACGUGAUAUGAAUAUGGAUUGGCGGUAUUACCGAUCACUUUACUUAGCUUGGCUUAAUUAUCUUGCCGCAAACUAGUAGUUAAAAUCAUUGUUUAUUGCAACGCUUAAAUAGCAUUUCUAAGCGUCUCGUACAUUUUGAUAAGAUCUAUCAGUCGGUUUUGCAUUUUAGACAUGAGUGUUUACGUUGAGCUUUCGCCAAUUUUAUUUUAGGCCUUGACUGCAGUGCUACUAGUCGCUGUGCUCUUUGGUCCUCGCUGGCAAGAAGUUGGUCUUCCUUAUAAGAUCCCAAUCGCCUGCGUUGGCUGUGGAAAUGCUGAUAAGGUAAAUUGAAUUUGUUAAUUAGAAAAAAGUAAAGUAGCACGAGUCAACAAGCCUCGCUGUAUAGUGGCUUUCCAAGUUUCGUUGACAAUAAUGAGUCAGGCGUUUUUACCAGUCUUCCUUAGCGAACUGAUAUAUCCUUUUUCAUCGUAGGCUCGUUAAUUUUUCCCCACAACACUCCCAUAAAGGACACUUUGAGCGCUAGGUUUCUUAUCGAGAACACGACGCAUUACGCAAAUUAAAGGAUGAUUGUUGUCCUGGUGUUUAACGAUUCAAAAACCCUGAUAGCUAGACAUUUUGCGCGAACGUAACGUCUGUGAAUUUUACUGAGUAACUUGUUCGCUUGUUCUUUUUUUAAAAGACAGUAGAGAGGUAGUAAUUCUUCCAUCAAGCUGCCGUGAUUUCCUUUUAGUUAAGUUAAAACAAUCAAACAUAAAUAUAUCAAUUACGACCUGUGGCUAUCGCUAGUUGUCUGCUGAAUGAUAUGUUGAUUUUGUUAGGAGAUAUUAAAUGUACCUCAUUUCUGGAAUUUACAGUGUUUAUGAUGAGCGCUUUUUGUCCCCUUUUAAUUUAGCCCAUGGCUUGUUGCAGUAGCUCCCCACCCACCCUCCCCUCCGACCCCCAAAACAAACAAACGAAACAAAUCUAGGAACAGACACAAAACAAAACAAAACACAAUAAAAACUUACGCUUGACUAUCACUAGGAGCUGAAGAUUUCCCCCAAACCUCAACCAUUUGCCGUUUGUCAAUUAGAAAACCAAAUACCUGAUUUGUGCUCUUUGUGAAAUUUUAGAAACUUUUGGCAAGCAUUGCACAAACAACUGGAGGAAUGUACGUGAUGGUGCAAAACAUGGAUGAACUCAGCACUUUUUUUAAGCGCCAAGUGUUGCUAUCACGUUUUAUCGCCCAGUUUUCCCAUGGUGAGUUUGCUGACCAUAAAUAUCCGUUGCACUGGAACCAAUACUUUAUUUCCUUAAAUUUAAACCAUAGAGUCAACUCUUAACUUUGUUUUGUGAUAACUAUUUCAAAUGUAUAGUGAAAUAAGAAAUUUGCCAUUUCAGGGGGGAGUUCGCCUUUUCAAAACGUUUUCUUGGAACAGCUUGUCCUCUGUAGUUGAGGGUGGAGGGGGAAGGGGUUCAUCAUGUCUUUCACUUUAAAAACAUCACAUACAUAAGUGUACUGCCACACAGAAUAGAGUAACAUUCAACCCUAUGCAUUCAAUUCCCUUUUUUUUUAGUGUUAUACCGAUAUACGAUAUUAGACGACUGAAUUCGCACUGCGAAAAUGUUAAGGGAUUCAUCAUAAAAUGGGCGGGGUGGAGGUUUUAUUUCCAAAAUUUGGAGACUCGUGGUGAACUUUAAAACAUUAACCAGCAGAGUGGCUCAAUUUCAUUGGCAACAUGGUAACCUCAGUGUAAUAUCAUUCUUACUUUUUUUAGUAGAUUUCAGUUGCAUUUGCCAAAAUUUGCUCAACCAAAAGCCAGAUGCUAAAAAUUUUCACAAAUCUGAAAAACUGAUUUCUAUGUGACAAAUGACAAACAAGAAGCAUUGUUUUGUUUAUUUUCCUAUUCCACAGAUAUGACACAACUUAGGAACUUGCUUGUGCUGCAACAGUUUAUGCGAAGUCUCGGCGAAGACAUGGAGGAAAGGGAACUGGUAAGAGAGUUAUCAAUGCAUGGAUGAGAGAAUUGAUAGCUCAGUUCCAUUAAUAUCAAACUCUUGCCAGGGCUAAGGAUAAUUAUCCGAGGAACUGGGUUAGAAUGGAGAGGGCCGGGAAGGGAACAAAAAAAAAGUGUUUAGAUUACUAAACUCAAGUUUACCAUAGCUCUCAAUCUUACUUUUCACAAGGAAAAACGUUGCACACACGCGCAAGACAGUUUUACACUUGUUCGCAUGUUAUUUCUUUUUGCAGCGUCCUUUCAUGGCUCUCUUAUUGGCCAUGUUGGUUGCAGACGAUGACGAUGACGAUAAUGGGGUGAGUAGUAUACAUUUUGCUUUGUGCGAAGUUUAUUUUUGAACUUGAUGCUUUUGAUGGUACUUCCUUGUCUUCAAUUAAUACGGGAGAGAAACAGUAACCAUGAAAUUGAACUACUGACCAAUCUGGAUACACGCAGAGAUAUUUCAGCAAGAUUUGCGAAUGCAGUAGAAAGUAUAAAGAAAGUGGCACUUAUAUAGUUUCCGUUGUUAUUGUUGGUGUCGUGUUGUCUUCCCUCUCAUGCUUAAUUUUAUGGCCUUUAUCAGCAGCAACCUCGGAGAACUAGCAAAAUGACAAAUGGCUAAAAUAAAUUAACAAAUAACUGAAAGGUAGAUAGCUAAACACUCACAGACCCGCAAGUAAUCAGUGCUAAGCCUCUUUGCAUUGAAAUAAAAUUUCAAAAUAGUACAUGUCAUGUCGGAGCGGUUGUUAUUAUUACUCCUUAGAACUAUCCCAGACCUCCCCCACCGGGGACACGUGUUCGCAGAGGACCGCACUGGAAAUGGGGCGACCAAGAUGGAGGGAGAGUUGGCACAGUAGUGGAUGCUGGAGGAACGCCUGGUCAGUUAGGAUUUUGAUAGCUAACUUCAUACUGCGUCCUGUGAAUCCAAGUGCAGAGCCAGUAGGGAUGGAGAAUGUGAUAAUUAGUUUUAUUGUGAAAAAAGUCCUGGUAGGCUCCUGUUUAACUGCAAACCUUUUUUUAAACUAUUCAUUUAUCUAAAAACACCAAACUCGAAGUUCAGUCUUUAUUCACACUUAAUUUGUUUUGUCAUUGUGAUUUCCGCUGUUGUUGUUUUGGUUUUGCUAUGUUGUCUCUUGUUUUUGUUUCCGCUCUGUCUUUGUUUUAUUUCUAAAUAAUUGAUUUAUAAAACACUCACAAGACCCACGUUAGAUAGCGGCGAGAUUUUGAUGCAGGAUUCCUAUUACCUGAGCGUGAAGAGAAAAUGAUGAAACAGGACGGUGAGUAAGGAGUUGGUUUAUCUACUCAUCUGCAUGGUGCCACUUGGUAAAUUCUCGCUCAGAAAAUACAAACGUUUUUCUUUUCCAAUUCGUUUCUUUGACAAAACUCGACAAUGUCAAUUUCGACUUUGCAAGCUUGAUUCCACCAUAACAGAAUUUAUGCGAUAUGUCCCAAGGAGGGCCUUAAUGAGCUGAUGGCUUUUACGGUUAAAAUUAAUUUUUAGCCAAUUUAAGGCUAUCGGUUAAUAUCUUUCCAUUGCGAUAACCAGAAUUUUUUUUACGGUUAAUAUUUUUGCAACUGACGGUUAAAAUUUGUCAAUUCUUACGCCUAACGAUGAAAUUUUGGCUGUUUUACGGCUAUAGGUUAUUCCCAUUGAGACCCUCCUCAAAGUCAUUUCCAUUUUUCAUCUUUCGCUGAGUGUGUAAUCUGAUGGGAUCACAUUUGCUUUCAGGUUGGGUGGAGGUUCAAUGGGAUCGCGGAAAUAAGAAUUCCUACCGCUACGGAAAAGAAUCUGCUUUUGAUGUCAAAGUAAGAAACAUUUCCUUGUAUUUAAAACUCAUUAUAUGGAAUUUCUACAUAAUAUGUUCGCGUUUCUUUCCGCACAAUGAACAUGUGAAAGGGGAAGAUUACGCACUUUGGUAAGCCGCCGGUCACAACGGACGCAUGUUGAAGAAAAAUAUGGUGUGUGCGCAAUUGUUGGAGUACAUGCGGAUUGACAGAGUAGAGAGAUCUCCAAUUAUAUUGACUACUUAAACACUGUGGUGACAAAAGUUUCCGCUACUUUGCGCCCCCAAUGCUUGAGCCUGAAGUUUCGUGAAGUAACACUGUCAUUUUUAGGUUGUUGAUGAGAACAGACGCGUGCUUCUCCUUGAAGGAGUCCAAGUUGGAUGCCGUGUGAUUAGAGGUUAGAAAACUUCGGAGUCCUCCUACGCUUCCGAUGGAGCAACUGGGUGGGUCAGGCGGGUAGGAAUCAAAGAAUCAAUCCAAAUUACAUAUAUGUUGCUAAAGAGAUUAUUACUGGACAACAACAACAACAAAACGUGCGGGAAAGUGUUUGGUUUCUUGGAAAUUUUCAGAACAUAUAUGAAAGGGGACCACAAACUCAACAUGAAGGCGACUGGAAAUGGAACUGUAGAUUUUUUUAUAUUACAGUCAUUGUGGGACAUGAAUUCAAUGAGAAAAGGGAGGGAGAAGGAGUAAGAAUGGCCUGACUGUAUUUAAAGACCACAGUAAGCGCUGCAGUUACACAAAGAGCAAUCGCAGAGUCGUCGGGGAACUUAGAUUAAUUGCUUUGACUUUAGAUGUACUUUCUAUUAAUUUGUAGGACCAGACUGGAAAUGGGGAAAUCAAGAUGGAGGAAGUGGGAACAUCGGUCGCGUUUUUCAUGUAGGCAGUGGAAUUGCAAAGGUGAAUUUAGCAUGUUUCAGGUUAUGAUUUUUUUUUUCUGCUUCAUUUCCUCUCUUUUGUUUUGCUUCACACAUUGCUCUCUCAAUAGUUUAUGUUCUGUAUUUGCUUAGGGUUAGGUUAGUCUCCUGAUCUAAGGGGCAGUUUAAAGACAGGAUUUUUUUGCACAAUUUUUUUCUAGAGAAAUUAACUAUCAACUUGACCAUUUCCCCACAAACUUAACGUAAAUAGGUUUUUGAGGAGCAUCUCACUAAUUCACCUUUUGGUCCCGAUUUAAUUUUUGCAAGUGUCAAUGUGGAAAUAGUCAUUUCAUGUAAGUUUGUAAACACGUCUAAUUAUGAGCAGGUCCGCUGGCCCAAUGGAAACACCAAUACUUACCGAGAUGGUGCAGAAGGAGCGCAUGAUCUUCUUGUCCACCCUGCGGUAAGUAUCUUGAAGUCAAUAAAAUUAUGAGCUCACAUAAACAUAAGACUUAAUCAAAGGUUGCCUUAAUUUUAAGUUGCACUGUUUUCGCCCGAUGAUCACGAGUUUCAGUCGCGUGAUCAUAUAGUCCUGUUUGUUUGUUUGUUUGGUUUUUUGUUUGCUUGUCUAUCUGUUUGUUUCGGAUUCAUUUUUAAAACUACAACGAUCUCCCCUCUGUUAACAUAUUUGUUCUUUAGUUCAGCUAUAUGAUUUUCAUGAAACUCUCUCGUAGGACGUGAUCAUGAUGCCUGUCUUAUCUGCUGGCUCACCAAGGCAGCAGCCGUCUGAGGCUUGUCUGGUGAUGUAAAGCU